UUCCAACAUAAAUUAUGGAUAAAUUUUAAGUACGAUGUACGAUCCGGCUUUAGUGGAAGAGAAGCCAAAGCUGCAUGAAUGGAACAUACUGCCUCCAAGAGUUAAAACUGUUGAAUGUGACUUAAAAGUAGAUAGAUACAUCCGUAAACAUCAAACAAAAAAAGGACCCUCGACAAUAACAUGGACCGUUAGUGAUAUAGCUAAAGCUGGUUGCUUAUUAAGUCAACCUCCACUUCAAACAGAUUUUGAAGAUGAGCAGGAAAUGAGAAGAGUAUACACUUUAAUAUAUGAUGUUUUCAGAUAUAAAAAUGUUUUAACUCAAGCUCUAAAUGAUGUCCGCUUCUUCGAAACGUUUCCAAAUUUAUCCGAAAGUAUACCGAUAGUUUGGCUUCUGAUGUAUGACUUGUACCACAGAUCAUUCAAUAAACGGGAAACAACGAUAGCUGCUUUAGCUCGGGAACUGUUUGAUGCAUAUGGUUUAACUUUUGCUGAAAAUGCACUUUGGACCCAGAAAAUAAAAUUGGCAGCAGCUGUUGCACGGUUGAGAAUCAAGAACAACGCAUUAUCUCUCAGUGAGUUAUUACCUCUACAUCUGAGAGAUGAAAAAGUGACGGAGCAAGCCCAGCAUAAUCCUGUAACCUGUUGGAUAAAUAUCUGCAAAAUAAAAGACAACCAAUCGUUGUGCGACGAUAUCGAAAAAACUUUUUCUUUAAAAAUGGUUUCUGACGUCACAAGAUUAGAUAAACAUACUUUUAAAUGGGACAGGCACUGCCCACAAAUUAUAGUCUUUCAUGCUUCUAUGAGAACUCAGUUAGCUAAAAGUCACUUUGUCAAGAAUCACAUGUUUGUUGUUCAGGAUAAAUCUUUUUGUUUGGGUCCAGCCACUUUUAAGAAAUUAGUAAGCGAUCUAGAACUUACAGGAAGUGUUAUACAAACGCAUAUUAAUUCACCUCGGACUACAGCGUACUUGGCCACUUUAUUAGCGCAAAAUGAAAAGAUUAAAAAACUUCUAGCAUUUAGUGCAGGCAAAAGGAAAGACGAGUAUGAAUCUUAUUUUAACGAAUUAGGAAUGUCAAAUAUUAGGUUAUUUUCUGAUAGACUGAUUGAUACACCCGCUGAUGCCAAUUAUAUGGAAGAAGUAGUUGCUGUUUUCGCCACACCACCAAACAGUUACUCUGCUGUUUUAGAUCCGAUAGAUUUGGUGUGUAGCCGGGGUGGAGACCUUUCCAUGCUAGAGAUAUUAACUGAAACAGGAGAUAGUAAGGAAGCUAAAGAGAGAGUAUCAAGUAUUCUCGAAGAACAGCAAAAAACUUUACGAUUUGCUAUGUCAAGACCGCAAAUACAAUUUGUCCUCUAUGAAACUCAUUCCGAAUUGGAGGCAGAAAAUACGCAAAUGGUCGACAAAACUUUAACAGAAAUUAACAAGAUAGCAAAAAUGCAGCAUGCUCUGCUACAAGGUCAACAAACCAAGAAUGUUUCGCCUCCUUCAGACGACAAAGAGAUGAAAGAAAUUAAUAAUAAUGAAAACCUACAGAAACCACCAGAGGAUCAGGGUGAUCUUACUAGCAAAACCCCAACAGAUAUCGUUUUACCAGAGGGUGCAACACCUGAAUCAUGUGAAAGUCUUUUGGAAAAAGUAACAGUACCUGAUACGGAUAUAUUUAAUAAUUGCAAUUUACCAAUGCUAUGUCCAAGCGAAAGCUGUAAAGGUUUUCAAAAAGAAGUUUGCGGAUGUUAUUUAGCGCUUCUUCAAAGAAAGGAAAUAAUCCGUUUGGAUGAUAAAUAUAUGAUUCAAAUGGCUGAAAAUAGAGGACUCUUUGGGAAUAGUAACACUCGUGCAGUUAAAACAAAAUCUGUAAGAACUAUCAGACGAAAAGCUGAAAAACCUGAAAAAACAGAAGUUGCGAAGAAAAAACUCAAGGAUUCCGAGGGAGAAGAUUUAUUGAAUAAGCAUUGUUUGUAUAAAACUAAGUUAGAUGCGUUUGAUAUGGGAUGCAAACCAACAAAUUUUGUAAAUAUGGAUGCAGAUGAAUCGAUUAUAUUAGCCUUUGAGAAGGUAUUUAGUGAAGAUGUAUCUAUGAUCGACAGACCUGAAUUGUUAGGAAAGUUACUGGCAAAAAUGAAUAGUGCCCAAAUUCGGCAAUUCGUUUGCCCAUUUAAUAAACAAUUUGAUAUUUUUUCCAAAAUGCCUUCAGUGUUACCUCAUAGUAGGCCCAGCAGCAGAAAAGAGUCUUCUAGAAUUCAAAACGCAAAUAUAAACUCGUUAAAAAACAAAAGCAGAUGCAGACGACCAGUAUCUCAAAUGGAAAAUCGGCGAAAUAAUUUGUGUAAAAUUGAAAACGGUCACACUGGUCUUUUAGACCUCAGAUUUAGACGUCCAGUAUCUCAAAUGGAAAAUCGACGAAAUAAUUUAUAUAAAGAUGAAAAAGGUCAUAAUUGUCAUAUCGAUUUCAAAUGUAAACUUCCAGUAUCUCAAAUGGAAAGCCGACGAAAUAAUUUAUUUAAUAAUGGAAAUUGUCAUGCCUGUCACUUGGAGCUCAAAUGCAGACGUCCAGUAUCUAAAAUGGAAAAUAGAGUAAAUAGUUUAUUUAAAAAUGAAGAUAAAGAAAAGUAUAAAAACCAACUAGCCUCUUCAAAAAGUACGGGUGAUUUAAGAAGAAAAUAAUAAUUACUUUUGGUGUCCAAAUUACCAUCCAUUACAGAAUAAUUUAAUAGAAACAGUUCAAGAAGAUCUUAAAAAGUGUAAACCAAGAAAACAGAAUAAACUACUUUUAGAG
Messenger RNA from Diabrotica balteata, 2777 nucleotides. NCBI's taxonomy places the organism in Eukaryota, Metazoa, Arthropoda, Insecta, Coleoptera, Chrysomelidae. The record is from the annotation of a GenBank genome assembly.